This is a messenger RNA of Hevea brasiliensis (rubber tree), 2800 nucleotides long. Its product is annotated as PX domain-containing protein EREL1. The coding region runs from base 669 to 2717 and encodes 682 amino acids. NCBI's taxonomy places the organism in Eukaryota, Viridiplantae, Streptophyta, Magnoliopsida, Malpighiales, Euphorbiaceae. Gene Ontology annotation, molecular function: phosphatidylinositol binding. The record is from RefSeq and is a predicted model, not a curated record. The transcript has 10 exons. Gene Ontology annotation, biological process: protein transport.
GAAAUAUAAGCCCGAAUCAUCCUGAGAAAGGGCCAAAUUAGCCUUCUCCUUGUUCUUGACGUGAUUCGUGAAGCUCAAAGCAAAUGAAAGAAGAAAGUUGAUAUUGAUUUCUGACUUGAUCCUGACGACCCUUGAUCUCUCUUUCUCUUUUCCAGAGGACGAAAGACCAGAGACGCAGAAUCCAAGCACCAGGUGACACAUUAGGCUUCUGGCUCUCUCACCUGCCACGUUUGCCGCCUCCUCUGUCAUCGUGCGGCGUCGUUUGCUCCGAAAAGAAUGCGAUUGUACGGGUUCCACCUGGUCUUUCUUUGUCUCCUAGCUCUGAGCCGAUCAUCGAAACCCUAGCACUCAUUAUUCAACGACCUUCUACUUCUAGAGAGUCACUUUUUAUUUAAGACUGUCGAAUUUAAUUUCUGACGCCAGAAUUGGAGACGGAUAGAGAGGGAUCAUUUUUGGCUGAGAGUGAUCACUUUUCUAUAUGAUCACUCUCAAUUUCUUGGGAAGACAGAGAGAAUUUUUGAGGGGGAGUAGAAGAUGAUGCAGAGACGGAGUCCACCCAAGCACAGACAUGAUGGGACUUCUCCCCUGCCUUUGGGGAUGGAUUGGAGUCCUCCACCUCGAAAAUGGAAUGGGCGAGAUACCAUUUGGCCACAUGAUCCUAGAUCAGGAUGGAGUUAUUGUGUCACUAUACCUUCCUGGGUUGUUCUCUCAAAAUCAAGAAAUUCAGAUCCUGUAGUGGUACUCAAAUUGAAUCCUCCAGUGUUUAUCUGUGCCAAGGGGUUCAGGUUGGUGUGCAAUCACCGGAAGGGAUUACAACUACGCAUACAGUGUUGAGAAGAUUUAAUGAUUUUCUGAAGUUUUUUAGUAAUCUUAAAAAAUCAUUUCCAAAGAAAAAUCUUCCACCAGCUCCACCCAAGGGACUACUACGAAUGAAAAGCAGGGCACUUUUGGAAGAGAGAAGGUGCUCUUUGGAGGAGUGGAUGACAAAGCUGCUAUCUGACAUUGAUUUAUCACGUAGCGUGGCAGUGGCAUCUUUUCUUGAACUAGAAGCUGCUGUGAGGUCUUCAUUCCGGGAUGUAGAUCAGCAUUCAUCAGAGGCGAGUUCUGCUGUUGACAGCACAACUACUUCAUCUCGGAUGCCUCCACAUUCAACUUCUUCUGUUAUUGUUGGUAGCUCAUCAGUUACAUCGGAUUAUGGUAGUGAUACUGCUUAUGAGACAUCGGAUCUUGGAACACCAAGGUUAGGAAGGGACGAACAUUUUGAAAUUGGAAUGGAGGAUCUAAGAUUGGAUGAAGAUUUGAUUAAUCCAAUAGAAAAGCUUGUGAAGUAUGGCAUGUCCAACAUUGAUGAGGGGCUAUUUAUGGGACAGACUAUUCUGGAGCAGCUUGAAGGUUUUCCUAGGCACAAAUCGAAUGACAGACAUGUGAAUAAUGUCAUAGGGAAGGAUACAUAUAAUGGAAAUGCUUCUAAAGCCUUAAUUCUUGCUGGCAAUGGGAUGGAACUUUUCUCUGAAUCGGAGACUGGCGAGGUUUCUGGCCAUGCUCGAAAGUUAUCUAUUGAGAGUGUUGGAAGUGACGGAAGUUCUCUAAGAGGCAGUGAAAUAUCAAACUCUGGCAUACCAAAUUCAUCUGGUGAUGGAUCUCUUGAUCUUCAUGGGGGUGCUGAGGUUUUGAAUAUGGCAGGAAUUCUUGGCAACGCUGAGUUGCAAUUGUCACGUGAUGCACAAAUAAUGCUUCCGCUGGAUCAACGUCAUAAAAUGAGCAGAGUUCUAAUAACCAUGCAGCGGAGAUUAGCCACAGCAAAAACAGACAUGGAGGACCUUAUAGCAAGAUUAAAUCAAGAAAUAGCUGUAAAAGAUUACCUUACAACAAAGGUCAAGGACUUAGAGGCAGAACUUGAAACUACAAAACAGAAAAAUAAAGAAAACCUGCAGCAAGCUAUUUUAAUUGAGAGGGAAAGGCUUACGCAAAUGCAGUGGGAUAUGGAGGAACUGAGGCGGAAAUCAUUAGAAAUGGAAUUGAAAUUGAAGUCCAGAGAGGAUGAAAAUUCAAGUGCAGGAUUAAAAAUGGGGUCCACUGAUCAGGAGAAAGAUACAGCAUUGCAGGAGUUGGAUGCUACUAGAAAGGAGCUUGAGAAUUUGUCAAAACAGUAUGAGGAGCUAGAAGCAAAAUCAAAAGCAGAUAUAAAAUAUCUGGCAAAAGAGUUCAAAUCCCUCAAAAGCUCCCAGGCAGAACUGAAGGAGAAACUUAGUCAAUCAUUGAAAGAGAAAUAUGAAGUUGAGAAACUUCUUCAAGAGGAAAGAGAAAUGAGUAUGCAUGAGAAUAAUGCUCGAAAAAAGUUGCUACAUUAUUGCUGGACUCUUUGUAACCAGCUUAAAGAGUGCAACCUCUAUUUGUCUAACAAGGAGGAUAAAUUUAUUGUGGAUUCCUCACAGGCAGAUGCUUUAGAUUUGUUGUCUACGUCUGAUGAUCAAAUUGGCCAUCUACUUGCAGAGGCACAAGCAUUGUUUGAAGAUGGUAAAAUUUCUACAUCUGAGGAUGAUGGUAUGGAGGCAACAGAUCCAGAGUUAAGAAAGAUGCUAGCAGAUAUAUUAACUGAGAAUGCUAAACUAUGGAAACAUGUGAAUUAUGUCAUGCGUGUUGCUCUUCGUACCGGCAACACUUCUGGGAAUAGAGAUGAGCCUCCUUCAACAAAAAUUGAUAAUGUAGAAAUAUGAGUGAGUUAAAUAUUGUAUUCUUUACCCCCAUAAAAUUUUUUACAGUUUGAUCGUUACUGGUAAUCAAUCGCCUGCUUUGAAUA